AAUUUCCACAUUGGGACAGUAUUUAUUUUUAGAAACAGGGAAUUUUUCAGGUUCAUUUGGAGUUUGGAGUAAAAUAUACAGAAAACUAAGACUCUAAACGUCAAAACAGUAUUAACUAUUUAUUAAGUUCUAUUUUCAAAAGGAGUAUGCUUUUAAUGCCUAAUAGAAACUGAUCUUCCAGAAAGGAACAGAGGACAAUUUAAUUGUGAAAGGAAAGAAAUGGCACACAGGGUGCCAAGUAAUGUUAAUAUAGUGAUUCCAUCAAAAGAGCUUUUGAUAGAUAAAAGCGAAGAUGGCCUUUUGGGUAGAGGUGGCUAUGGUUUGGUUUACACAGGAUUAUAUCGAGGGAGGACGAAAGUCGCAGUCAAAAUGCUGAGUGAUGAUGGAGAUAUUCCCAAGCAACGAAGAAAUGAUCUGAAGAAAGAAGCACGCCGACUUAGAGAUGCAUGUGAUCAUCCGUAUAUUCUUGACUUGAUUGGUGUUGUCAUGGAAACAAACAACUAUAGCCUUGUCUUGGAGUAUAUGCACUUUGGAACUUGCAGUUCAUUUAUAAAGAAUUACAUUGUUGGGACUCCUGUGCGUGUACAGUUUGCUCAGCAGGUAAUAUCAGCAAUGGCAUGGCUUCACUCCCGUACACCACCAGUAAAACACCUUGAUCUAAAAGCAGAAAAUGUGCUGAUCAACAAUAAUUUUGUUGCCAAGAUCAGUGACUUUGGUCUGUCAGAGUGGAGAACAGUUACCAUGGCUUUCAGCAGGACAGGGCCAGUGAUAGGUAGAGGCCCUCGAUGUGGAACUCUUUCACAUAUUCCUCCUGAAGUUUUCAUGGAUAUCAACAAAAAAGGAGCUGUGGAAGAGGAUGUGUAUGCAUUUGGAGUAACACUAUGGGAGAUAUUCUCUGGAACAGUUCCAUUUCGAAAUUGUGGAGAUAAUGAAAGAUUAAUUCGUGAAGCUGUAAUAAACAACCAGCGCCCCAGUUUGCAGGUUCUUGUAAAAGAGUGUCCUAAAGAAAUACGAGACAUGAUUCAGUUGUCAUGGGAUCGCAACCCUGAAUUUAGACCAACAUUCAAAGACCUUCAUGAGAAAAUUACUCCAGUGUACAAUUCAGUAAAGGAUACGAUACACCAACACCUCAAGUACAUCAGGGCACAAAUUGUUACAAUGUACCAAAAGGAGCCAGAAGAAGCCGUCGAGCACUAUGAAUGCACUAUGCAUUGGGAGGGUAUUGAAAAUGGAGUUUCUAAUGGGCAACAAAUAGUAAACAAUGGGUUGUUUAAUGAACAAGUGAGGAAAGAGAACAGGCAAACUAGUGUGGAGAAUAAUUUGUCUAACGGACAGGCAAAUGCAGGAAAUGGGUCAUUUGAUGCACAGCCAAGUACAGGAAAUUGGUCAUUUAACUUAAGCUCAAGUGUUGAGAAUAGGUUAUCUGACAAUCAGGCAAGUGCAGAAAAUGUGUCAUCAAAUCAGGAAGCAAAUGGGCAAUGUAAUGAGCAGACAUCACCCGAUGGAGAGAAAGGCGAUGAUAUAAAAUUUCCACCCAAAAUACAAUCACAGGACAGUGGAAAUAGUGGACACAGCAAUACAGACACUUUAAAUCAGAGAUUUCCAGCGUUUGCCUCUAAUAGGCCUCCUAAAGAAGCAUUUCCUCAUUUGAAUACACAGACUGGUUAUCCAUCUGAGAGACUAGGUUUUUCUACAGUGCAAACACCAAUGGUGAAGGGUAUGCCAGUCCAGAAUAUACCAGGAUCAUCAAGAAACUAUGGUCAAGCUCAUGUGCCUAUCAAUGAGACUGGACAGAAAGAAAUUGACAAUUCUGGUCAUAGAGGCAUGCAGGAAUCAAGGGAAAUUGGUUUGUCAGGUUUUGUUUCAGUGAAAAGUAAACAUUACACUCCUGGUGCCCAGCUCCAGCACCCACACGGACCAAUAGCUCAACCAGUCUCUGCUGUGAUACAAAGUGAAACUGUUGCUAAUGGUGACAGUAGUCAAGGUGAAGGUCGGAAUGGAGAGGAAGGGGAUGAUGAAGAAACCAUGUUAAAGGGAGAUCCUGUGGAUGAAUUACUUUCAGAAUUAAGCAUCAGCAAUCCAGGCUUGUAUAACAGCUUGUUGAGAAAUCCAGACGCACUGCAGAAUAUAGCAAGCAAUUUGUUGAAGUCAAAAGACGGUCAGUUGGAAGUCAAUUUGAGACCAGAGAUCGGACCUUCACGGCAAGCUACAGCAACCAGUCAGAGACCAGUUAACAGCUGUACAAGGGAAGUUACGCAGGGGACGCAGUUGCUUACUGGAAGUUCUGUGUCUGUAGAUCAACUAAGUGGACAAACUUCAAAUGGAGAGAGGCAUGCAGUGCCAGGACAGCAGACAGCACGUCUUGGGUCAACAGCUGACUCAACUGUGAGAAUGUUUCCUGCUCCUGAUAGAGGACAGCAUUUAUCUACCAUUUCAUCUCAGACAAGUCAGUCUGUUGUACAAGGUGAACCACUUACAGGUGCAGGUGCUGCGUCGUCACAUGUGCCUUCCUUUGUUACACCAACUGUCAGACUUUCUUUGCAGCCGACACUUAGACAUCCUGUAAAGCAGAAUGUUCCACCCUUCCAGCCAAGACAAAUAUUUGGGCAGUCAGUGUCAAGACAACCUGCUCCGCAAAUCCCAACUGUUCAUGGUUCCCAGCAGAAUGUACAUAGCACUGGUUCCCAGCAGACAGCAAACAAUUCAAUAUUUGGCCAGCAACAAAGGACAAACCAAGGUGGUGGCACUCCAGGUCAGACAAUAGUCAAGCCGUCAGCUGGUGUGGUGGCUGCAAGCCAAGAACCAACACAAUCAGUCCAGCCUCCACUGUCACAAAGAAGACCAUUUGAACCACAAAGACAACAGCAGACAGUUAGUCCACAAACACCAGUUUCAAAUACUUCUGCAUCCUCAAGGCGACCAGGUUCACCUGUUGAGGUGAGUGAGCAGUUGAGGUCAGAUGAAACACUCAACAGACAAGAUCAGCCGCCAGCUAACCAGACACAUACUGGCACAGCAGAUCCAGGUGAGGAUAGAACGCAACAGCCUGGUGAAAAUGGAAGACAGAAACAACCUGUUACCAUAUAUCAUAGGCAUGCUGGAGGUGGAACUACAACCAUCACCAUGGAUCCUGAUAAUGAACUUCCUCCCAACUUACAGAUCGGUAAUAAAAAUGUCAUGGUGGUAAAUGAUAGUGGUAGCAGGAGAAAAUCAGAAAAGAAGAAACAAAAGUGUAAAAAAUCUCAGCUUACAACAUGUACAGACGAGUUGUCUAUGGAUCAUAUAGACAUGGUUUCCGUGGAGAUUGGUAAAGACUGGAAACGACUGUGCCGGCAGUUAGAUAUGACUGAGGCAGAUAUUGAGCAGCUACAAUUUGACUACUAUGCCAGCGGGCUGUAUGAGAUAAUGUACCAAGGAAUUCAGCGAUGGAUACAGAGGAAUGGGAGAGCAGCAAAUAUCAAAACAAUAGCAGAGGCAUUGUGGGAGAUAGACAGGGAUGAUAUAGCCCUUCGGCUUCGCGGACAGUCACAGGAGUAACAAAGUGUAUCAUUAGAUAUGUGCACAUAACAGAAAUUGUAUAAUCUUCAUACAAGCCAUAAAUUUUGAGUUAAAGAGUAAUUAAUAUACAAAUUUUCGCAAAAUACAUAAUUGAACUGUGACGUCAUUAAUAUUGGUGGGGGACUAAUUUUCGUGGGUUUUGCAUUUAUCAAUCCAUGAAGUUUUCUAUUUAUCUUAUCUUUAAAAUGUUGAAGUCGAUGAAUUCAUGUCCCCACAAAAAGUUUAAUACACAUAAAGAUAAUUGUACAGAAAUCAAAAAUGCUCAACUAAUGAAAAUUAGUCCCUUAUGAUAUCUCCGACUGUACAGUACUUUAAUAUUUACAUCAAAGAAAAAUACACAGUGCUAUUCAUUUUCAACAGUUGUAAUAUUACAAGCAGAACUUUUCUUAGCUAGACUAACAGGGCUGGUAGUAACCUCAGGAUGAAUUGAUUGACACCGUGUAAGAACAUGUGCCUAAGACAUUUAUAUCACAUUUACAAUAUCCGGUAGUCAAAAAUGAUAAAGAUUCCCUUAGUUAUGAGAUUGGACAAUAAAAUGUGACACUUGUUAAAUAAUCAUAGACCUGAAGAAAAAGAAUUGCAAAUUCAGCAGAUAUGUUGCUACUAAGGCUCUUCAACUAUUAAAUGGAAUUUUAUGUUUUUAGCUCACCUGUCACAAAGUGACAAGGUGAGCUUUUGUGAUCGUGCGGUGUCCGUCGUCCGUCCGUGCGUACGUAAACUUUUGCUUGUGACCACUCUAGAGGUCACAUUUUUCAUGGGAUCUUUAUGAAAGUUGGUCAGAAUGUUCAUCUUGAUGAUAUCUAGGUCAAGUUCGAAACUGGAUGACGUGCCUUCAAAAACUAGGUCAGUAGGUCUAAAAAUAGAAAAACCUUGUGACCUCUCUAGAGGCCAUAUAUUUCACAAGAUCUUCAUGAAAAUUGGUCAGAAUGUUCACCUUGAUGAUAUCUAAGUCAAGUUCGAAACUGGGUCACGUGCCUUUAAAAACUAGGUCAAUAGGUCUAAAAAUAGAAAAACCUUGUGACCUCUCUAGAGGCCAUAUAUUUCACAAGAUCUUCAUGAAAAUUGGUCAGAACGUUUACCUUGAUGAUAUCUAGGUCAAGUUCGAAACUGGGUCACGUGCCAUCAAAAACUAGGUCAGUAGGUCAAAUAAUAGAAAAACCUUGUGACCUCUCUAAAGGCCAUAUUUUUCACGGGAUCUGUUUGAAAGUUGGUCUGAAUGUUCAUCUUGAUGAUAUCUAGGUCAAGUUCGAAACUGGGUCACGUUCGAUCAAAAACUAGGUCAGUAGGUCUAAAAAUAGAAAAACCUUGUGACCUCUCUAGAGGCCGUAUAUUUCAUGAGAUCUUCUUGAAAAUUGGUCAGAAUGUUCACCUUGAUGAUAUCUAGGUAAAAUUCGAAAGUGGGUCACGUUCCAUCGAAAACUAGGUCAGUAGGUCUAAAAAUAGAAAAACCUUGUGACCUCUCUAGAGGCCAUAUAUUUCAUGAGAUCUUCAGGAAAAUUGGUCAGAAUGUUCACCUUGAUGACAUCUAGGUCAAGUUCGAAAGUGGGUCAUGUGCCAUCAAAAACUAGGUCAGUAGGUCAAAUAAUAGAAAAACCUUGUGACCUCUCUAGAGGCCAUAUUUUUCAUGGGAUCUGUAUGAAAGUUGGUCUGAAUGUUCACCUUGAUGAUAUCUAGGUCAAGUUUGAAAGUGGGUCACGUGCCAUCAAAAACUAGGUCAUUAGGUCAAAUAAUAGAAAAACCUUGUUACCUCUCUAAAGGCCAUAUUUUUCAUGGGAUCUGUAUGAAAAUUGGUCUGAAUGUUCACCUUGAUGAUAUCUAGGUCAAGUUUUAAACAGGGUCAUGUGUGGUCAAAAACUAGGUCAGGUCUAAAAAUAGAAAAACUUUGUGACGUCUCUAGAGGCCAUACUUGUGAAUGGAUCUCCAUAAAAAUUGGUCAGAAUGUUCACCUUGAUGAUAUCUAGGUCAAGUUUGAAACUGAGUCACGUGCCUUAAAAACUAGGUCAGUAGGUCAAAUAAUAAAAAAAACUUGUGACCUCUCUAGAGGCCAUACUUUUCAUGGGAUCUGUAUGAAAGUUGGUCUGAAUGUUUGUCUUGAUGAUAUCUAGGUCAAAUUUGAAACUGUGUCAACUGCGAUCAAAAACUAGGUCAGUAGGUCUAAAAUUAUUAAAAUCUUUUGACCUCUCUAGAGGCCAUAUUUUUCAACGGAUCUUCAUGAAAAUUGAUCUGAAUGUUCACCUUUAUGAUAUCUAGGUCAAUUUCGAAACUGGGUCACGUGCGGUCAAAAACUAGGCCAGUAGGUAUAAAAAUAGAAAAACCUUGUGACCUCUCCAGAGGCCAUAUUUUUCAUGAGAUCUUCAUGAAAAUUAGUGAGAAUGUUCACCUUGAUGAUAUUUAGUUAAAGUUCAAAACAGGGUCAGAUACCUUUGAAAACUAGGUCAAUAGGUCAAAUAAUAGAAAAACCUUGUGACCUCUCUAGAGACCAUAUUUUUCAAUGGAUCUUCAUGAAAAUUGGUCAGAAUUUUUAUCUUGAUAAUAUCUAGAUCAAGUUCAAAACUGGGUCACAUGAGCUCAAAAACUAGGUCACUAUGUCAAAUAAUAGAAAAAAACGACAUAAUACUCAAAACUGGGUCAUGUGGGAAGAGGUGAGCGAUUCAGGACCAUCAUGGUCCUCUUGUUAUUGAAAUGUAUUUGCACACUAUUGUAUGUAAUGAUUUAUGUAUACACUGUUCCAUUUAGUGAGGUGCCAUAAAAUGGCACUUUUUAAGUUUAUGUAAUACAUAGAGGAUAUUUGUUUCAGUUUAAGAUUGAAAUAUCUUUCACGAGAGAACACCAGAUGCAUAGCCACGAGUGAAAAUGUAAGAUAUGGUGUUCACGAGUGAAAGAUAUUUUGAUGAUGUAAAAUUAAAUUUUCUUUUUAUUUCCUGUUUUGACUAUAAAUUUACUCAUGUAAAAUAGUUUCUUACCAGUGAAAAAUAUAUUUGAUAUUUUUCUUUUUGAAAAUACCAAAUAUAUUUCACUCUUAUAUUUCAAUCAUUCACUGAAAUACUGUGAAAUCAUUAAAUUUCGUGGGCAUGAAAUUUCAUGGUUUUGGUCAAAACAGCAAUUUCUUGGGGAUAUUAAUUUGUGGAUUUCAACUUUUGAACAUAAAAUGAAUGGGAAUUUUACUUGUUCGUUGGGAUUAAAUUUUGUGGAUUGACUCAACCAUGAAAUCCCUGAAAAUUAGUCCCCACGAAUAUUAAUGAUUUCACAGUACUUGUAAUAAAAAUUUGUAACUUAUUAUAUAUUACAGGUCAAACCUGUAAUGGACAUAAAUUAUCAUUCUAAAAUAUAUGGUAUGUGUGUAAAGAUCACCAUGGAAUGGCCAAAACAGUGGUGUAAGUCCAUUGGUUAAAAUACAAGGAAAAUGUUUGCAAUGAGUGUAACUAGUGGUGUUUACAGCCAGAUGAUCUCUGUACACUGCUGGUAUUCAGCAUAGGCUUAGUUUAUAUGAUAAUAUUCAAUGACACCAAUAGUCCUUUUGUUGUAAGUUUGGCAGGUUUCAUUUUGAUAUGGAUACAUUUAAGGGAGUGAUAGAUUUGAAGUUGUAAAUGAGUUUUGACAAAGGUAGGGCCAAAUAAAUAAAUUUUGGCUAUCCUGUGUAGUAUUUGAUACUUUCAUUUACAGAAAUACUUGGUUUGAAUUCACAUCAUUUGUAAAAUUGGGUUUGUGAAAAAUAGGAAUCAUAAUCUGCAAGUUUUAUCUAAAUAUCUUUACAAUGACAAAACAUUAUAUAGCCUUCCAGUGUAAUAAUACAAUGAUAAAUUGUGAAAUUGUUUUAUUUCAUUGGCAUAAAAUUUGGUCUUUAUAUAUCCUGACUGUUUUAAAAUUGGAAGAUGAUGCAGCAAAACUCAUCAGAUACUACCAUCAGUAUUUUCAUGAAUUUAAGAAGAGUUUAGUGAAUGUUAGUUUGUAUGUACGAAUAUGUAAAUAGGCAUCAAGAUUUGUGAUUUCCAAGUUAAUAAAACUAUUUUGAAUCACAAUUAUUUCUUUCUGACAUUAUUUAUGCAGUGUUGAUGAAGUAUUAAUGUAGUAUGUAGCAUGCCUUGAAUUUAUGCAGGUUUUGAAGUCAAUUUCUUGAAUGUAAGAUUGGUUACUAGAAUGAUGUUGACUGUAAAUAUGUACCUGUUACAUGUUGCUAUGAAAUUGUUAACUGUGAUAAAAAUUAUGAUAAUAAAUACAAUAUAAGUUUU
Molecule: messenger RNA, 7787 nt
Organism: Mercenaria mercenaria
Lineage: Eukaryota; Metazoa; Mollusca; Bivalvia; Venerida; Veneridae
Product: receptor-interacting serine/threonine-protein kinase 1-like
Exons: 13
Coding region: 220-3537 (1105 amino acids)
Biological process (GO): signal transduction; protein phosphorylation
Molecular function (GO): ATP binding; protein binding; protein kinase activity
Source: RefSeq, a predicted model, not a curated record